Messenger RNA from Arachis ipaensis, 2398 nucleotides. RefSeq names its product protein PSK SIMULATOR 2. The record is from RefSeq and is a predicted model, not a curated record. Gene Ontology annotation, biological process: positive regulation of growth. Lineage: Eukaryota; Viridiplantae; Streptophyta; Magnoliopsida; Fabales; Fabaceae.
AGGAACAAAUGGCAUUUAAAAUAAAUCGAUAUAAUAUUGUCUAAUUUCAUGAAUUUCUGUGUAGUUUACCCUUCUUUCUUUGUAAACAUGUUACAAUUAAUAAAGCUAUGUAUAAAUAAAAUCUUGUCAAUAUGACAUUGCUUAGACAAGGACAAAUUUCAGUUAGAUAGAGAAUCUUUUUUUCUUUUAUAUUUGUGUUUACUUUCCUAAGUCAUAGCUCAAAUUUGCAGGGUCUAUUACUCUCAAUCAAUCUUGUUGAACGUUUCUUCAUAUCAGAACUAACAAUAAUGGGGUCGGUUUGUUCAUCGGGCAUGGCUGAGGAGAAGAAGAAGAAGAAGAAUGCAGAGGUUGUUAAUGGAGAGAAGACUAUAAGGUGUGCUUGGAAGCUUCGGAACAAAAACAAGAUCGUUGCUAACAGGAAUAAUGUAUAUUCAAGGACUAUUCAUGGUGUUACAAAACAAAAGAACAAAGAGACUCGGUUUUCAACUGAGUUCAAGAAAUCGAAUAAUCCUACUGCAUCACGUGCAAAACAGGGCUCGCAACGUGGCUCCUUGCUCGGCCGAGCCGGGGAGAGGGCGGUGGAAGUUCUGGACACACUUGGAAGCAGCAUACCAAAGCUGAGCACAAGUGAUGGAUUUAUCUCUGGCAUGAAUCUUAAUAGAGGGCACAAAAUAUGUAUAUUGGCCUUUGAAGUAGCCAACACAAUAAACAAAGGAGCAAUUCUGUUUCAUUCACUCUCUGAAGAAAACAUUCAGUUCCUUAAAAAAGAGAUCUUUCAAUCAGAAGGAGUUCAAAAAUUGGUUUCUACUGAUACAACAGAGUUACUAAGUCUUGUUGAGGCUGACAAAAGGGAAGAAUUCAAUGCCUUCUCCAAGGAAGUAGUUAGAUUUGGAAAUAUGUGCAAAGAACAUCAGUGGCAUAACCUUGAUAGAUUUUUCUCAAGAUUAGGUGUGGAUGUCUUGAGCAAUAAAGACCUUAAGCUAGAGGCAGAAAAGACAAUGCAGGAGUUGAUCACACUAGGUCACAAUACUGCUGAAUUGUACCAUGAGUUAAGUGCUUAUGACCGUUUUAAACAAGAUUAUCAAGAAAAGGUUAAGGAGAUGGAGUCCUUAAAUCUUCCUUUAAAAGGGGAGAGUCUCACAAUUAUUCAGAGUGAGCUAAAGCAUCAAAGAAAGAUUGUGAAGAACUUGCAAAGGAAAUCUCUCUGGUCCAGAAAUUUGGAGGAGGUAGUUGAAAAGCUUGUAGAUAUUAUUACCUAUAUGCAUCGAUCAAUUUCUAAGUUCCUUGGAAAUGAUGCAGGUGCAACUGUUGUCAAGUUUACCAGCAAUGGUUCUCAAAGACUAGGUGAAGCUGGUCUUGCAUUGCACUAUGCUAACAUUAUCAAUCAGAUAAAUAUGAUGGCAUCUCGGCCAUCAGCAUUUCCUCCAAAUAUGAGGGACACAUUAUAUCAUGGAUUGCCCAAUAGUAUUAAGAGUAUCCUUCAAUCUAGGUUGCAAAAUAUGGAUAUCACUAAAGAGCUUUCCAUGACUCAGGUCAAAGCUGAGAUGGACAAGACUCUCCAAUGGCUAACCCCAAUUGCUACAAAUACGACCAAAGCACACCAAGGGUUUGGAUGGGUUGGUGAAUGGGCAAAUGGAGGGAAUAAUAAUGAGUUUGGUGACAGCACAGCCAAGGAGAGUAAUCUAAUUCGCCUCCAAACAUUAUAUUAUGCUGAGAGGCAUAAGAUAGAUUCUUACAUAAUUGAAUUGUUGACAUGUCUCAACCAUUUGGUUACAUUUGUAAGAUAUAGACAUCAUAGUGGUAGUAAUAAUGGCAUCAAGCCUAAGCAAGGCAAAAGUAACAGUCCUCAGAAGGGUCUUGACUUUCAGUCAAAGAUGUUGCAAUUCAUAACAACCUUGGAGAGGGAUAGGAACAACAUAGGAACUCAUCAACAACUUUCACAAGAAGAUAAGAGUUUGUUGGAAGAGGUAAUUGCAAGGACAAGGAUCCCUGGAGUUAGCAAGAGUGAGAACCUUGCAUUGACCAACAAGAAGGAAUAUGCAAACAGUGGUUUCUUGCAUUAUAGCAAGAGUGUUGGGAGUUCACCUCUUAAUAAGGGCUUAUUUGGAUUUCACCACCAGAAUUCACAUGUUUUGGACCUCAUAGAUGGUUUAAGACAUUGAAUUUCUUCUUCUAUAUAUACAUAAACACAAAAUACUAGCUAGGUUUAUAGUGAUCUUAUUAAUUAAUUUCUUGUAUGCUUUCUAAGUUAUUUUUUGUAGAGAAAUUGAAGCUAGUUAGGUGGAAUACUUAUAUACGUUUGAUGUUCUUGAAGGAGAUUAAUUCCUUGACACAAAUUUGAUCCACAUAUGUAAAGGUCCUACCAAAAAUAUGUAAAGUAAUUUUUCAUUGUGCCUAA